AUGGAUUACAUUUGUAGGUUCAGUAUGCUCGUACAAUUCAUUGUUUGUGGUAUCAUAACGCGAAUGUUUGCGAAUAUUAUUGCUUUUCGAGAACUAGUUCGUGGUACGAACCCAUUGCGUGCGAGUCGAUCGAACCCGGACAUCUCCGAGCACAACGUGCUAAUGCCCGCCUCACUGUCGAACAACAUCUCGCAGUACUAUCAGCCUGCACAAGCCAUCUGCCCUGAACACGUUCUGAAAGUGUAUCGAGCUGAUCAAUCGUUCAAGUAUUUAACUGUUUAUAAGGAGACAACUGCACAGAAUGUGGUACAGUUGGCAUUACAG
Molecule: messenger RNA, 324 nt
Organism: Anisakis simplex (herring worm)
Lineage: Eukaryota; Metazoa; Nematoda; Chromadorea; Rhabditida; Anisakidae
Source: the annotation of a GenBank genome assembly